Pogona vitticeps (central bearded dragon) is the source of this 2217-nucleotide messenger RNA. It is a transcript of the gene RAB42, whose product is annotated as RAB42, member RAS oncogene family. Lineage: Eukaryota; Metazoa; Chordata; Lepidosauria; Squamata; Agamidae. The record is from RefSeq and is a predicted model, not a curated record. Gene Ontology annotation, molecular function: GTPase activity; GTP binding.
UAGAUGAUUACUGGUCUGGACUUAAACACUCUGAAGAAGCAGUCAAGGCUAAAAUCUGGUUGAUGGAGUGUCUGUCAUCCUUUGGAUCAAGAAAUUAGCUGUGCAGGCACAAGAGCCUUUCAGUCCUGUUAGGAUGAAGACCUACGUUUAUCAUCACUAAAGGAAAGGCAAUUUUAUCUCACAAUGCUUAAAAUGCUGGGUUAGUCAGACUUGAGUGGCAGUUCAAAGAGAACAGGGUUAAUCAUCGGAGGACGGUGUGCUGUCCCUCUCCUGGCACCAUCCCUCAGUCCUUCUCUUUUGUGUUUGACUAAAAUCUGAUACAUAUCAGGCUUUUUCAUUAGGGUGGGAGAGAAGUGAAAAGAGAAUGGAAUGGUUUCUGUGGGCAAAAAGGGGUGGGGAAGGAUGGUGUUCUUCCCUUAUCAGAUAUCUCGGGCUUCUCUUUGUUUAAGGACAAGGGCAGGAGAAGGCUCAUGUGCCGACAACGGUGGAGGAAUCUUCUCACCCAACCCGAGUUCUCCUAAAGCUGGAAUCAAGCAGCCUGUCUCUCUCAAAAGGACUGGCCUGUGUCAAGAAGACUGGUCUUUGGCUGACCGCACAACCUUCUGUAGCGUCCUUUCCCCACGUUCUGAGAUGGCAUCAGCACCACUGUCUCUGGUCCAAAGCCUAAAUGACAACUGCCACUACCAAUUCCGAAUCCUUCUGCUGGGGGAUUCCAUGGUGGGCAAAACAUCUUUGCUGAGGCGCUACAUGGAGAGAUGCUUUGUCCCAUCCCCAUGUCCCACUGUGGGAGUGGAGUUUUACAGCAAGGUGAUGGAGCUGCCCCCAGGCAUCAAGGUGAAGCUACAACUUUGGGACACAGCUGGACAAGAAAGAUUCAGGUGCAUCACUCGGUCCUUCUACCGGAAUGCAGUGGGAGUUCUCUUUGUUUUUGAUAUGACGAACCGGCGAUCCUUUGAGAACAUCUUUGAGUGGUACAAUGAAGUCACCAAUGUUAUGGAGAAGGUCGUUUUCCUCCUGGUGGGCCACAAAUGUGAUCUUCAGUCUAUCAACAGGGUAACCACAGAGGAAGCAGAAGGAAUGGCAACUUCUCUGGGCACACGUUUCAUUGAAGCAUCUGCCAAAAACAACAUCAACGUAGAUUUGGCCUUUGAAACCAUAGCCAGUGCCAUUUAUGAGAGUCUGAAAAACAAGGAGAUUGACCUGCAGGAAGGAUGGGAUGGCGUGAAAAUCAUUCAUAGGAGAACUAGCAGUAUUAAGAGGAAGACAAAGCCACCACAAGAAAAAUGUCAGUGCUAACAAAGUCAAAGAAUGGACAUGGUGGAAAGAUGGUGUUGGGUGGGUAUUGUGUCCUUUUGAGGAUAAAAUGAUAGAAUACUUCCAAGGCUCUGAGACACAAGCUAUAGAGAACCCAAUUAACGUGUUGACUCUGAUGCCAUCAUUUGCUCAUCACCAGAUUGACUCCUAAAAGGUUAGGCUAUGGAACCAGUACUCACCGUUUGGCUCUCAAAAAGUUUGGGGUUGUAACUCUUCAUGUCUUCUACCGUUGGUCCUGCUAGCUAAAGCUUCUGGGAGCUGGAGUCCAAAACUGGAGAAUCAAAAGCUGGAGAACAAAACCUUUUCCAAACAUUUAUGAAAAACAGGGUAGAAGAGAACUUGAGUAUUGUGCAGAUUGAAAAGUAUACUGCUGCAACAUGUAAACAACAUUGGUCUACUAAAAUGUAUUUGGACUAUUUAAGAUUUUACACCUAACAAGAGGGUAUAUUUCAGUUGUUUGGUAGAGAUGACAGGGCUAGGUUUGUUAAGUCAAGAGCUGAGAAAUAGACAGGGAGAAUAUUCAUAUGCUGUAGGCAGAAGGCAAAGAAGUGUUUUCAGACAUUCAUGAGCCCUAUCCAUUCCACUUCCUGAAUCAAGUAAAAAGAACAUAUUUUCUCCCAGAAAUAGGAGGUUUAAAUCAGUUUUGAAAAUGAAUGACUGCCAUUUCUCUUUUUAAAAUAAUAAUAAUUUACAGCAAUAAAUUAAUGGUUUUAAUAUUUUUCAUUUAUUUUGCCACAUUUUUAUGUUGAAUUAUUUCCAAAACAAUUUACUCAGAAUGUUGAGUGCAUUUCUUAAAUUCUUGGAAUAAAGCUGAAGCCACAAUUUGUUGUACGAAACUUAGUUGUUCAUGGGAAUUUGGAUUCACACUUCUAACAUUAGAAGGGCAAAAUACUAUCUUUUGGA